Messenger RNA from Culex quinquefasciatus (southern house mosquito), 998 nucleotides. Its product is annotated as CLIP domain-containing serine protease 14D. Gene Ontology annotation, biological process: proteolysis. Gene Ontology annotation, molecular function: serine-type endopeptidase activity. Bases 46 to 912 code for a protein of 288 amino acids. NCBI's taxonomy places the organism in Eukaryota, Metazoa, Arthropoda, Insecta, Diptera, Culicidae. The transcript has 2 exons. The record is from RefSeq and is a predicted model, not a curated record.
UGCAACGAUCAGUGCAUCGUCUGCGGUGCUCGCGAUCGGUUCAAGAUGAGCUUCAAAGUGGCAACCAUCCUGGUAGUUCUGCUGGUUCAGUGGUCCGAAUCCGCUACCCUCCCGGAGCCGGGAACCUGCGGCGUCGACUUCUCCGAUCGCAUCUACGGCGGUACGAUCACCAAACCGAAGGCCUAUCCGUGGACCGCCAUCUUGGUGUUCCGAUACGGAACCUACAAGGAUCUGUACUGGUGCGGUGGCAGUCUGAUCUCGGAUCGCUACAUCCUGACGGCGGCCCACUGCGUUGAUGGCUUGAGCAGCAACUACGCCCUCGAGCGCAUCCGUCUCGGCGAGUGGGAUCUGCUGAGCGAGGAAGACUGCGACGAUGUGCAGGACUGUAACGAUCCUCCGCUGGACGUUGGAGUGGAAGAAAUUAUUAGUCAUGAGAACUUUACGAUGACCACGGUUGAAAACGAUAUCGCGCUGAUCAAGUUGAACGAAAGUGUCACCUUCACGGAGUUCAUCUCUCCGCUUUGCCUGCCGAUCGCGGAUCCGGUCAAGACCCUGGAUACCGAUGGGUUCACGUACACUGCCGUCGGUUGGGGUAACACCGAGCAUGAUAACAAGACAAUUCGUUACGGUAGCCGCUACAAGCUGCACGUUCAGCUGCAUGCCAUCAACUCGACCUACUGCAACGAAAAGUACAACGAUGAUAUCAUCGAUUCUCAGCUGUGUGCGGGAGCAGAAGCAGGCAAGGACACCUGUCAGGGGGAUUCCGGCGGUAGUCUGAUCAACGCGGUCGACGGAUACUCGUACGCGUACGGCAUCGUCAGCUACGGCAAGGGAUGCGGCCAGAAGGGAACGCCAGGAGUGUACACCCGGGUGACCAGCUUCCUGGACUGGAUCGACGAGCACAUGGAGUAGUGAUGGUCCCAGUUAACCUUUAAUCAUAUUCGCAGCAAAAACCAUUAAUAAAUCAUACCUCACGGGGUUGGAAUGUAUCGGCGAAA